Messenger RNA from Electrophorus electricus (electric eel), 5600 nucleotides. It is a transcript of the gene per1a, whose product is annotated as period circadian clock 1a. Gene Ontology annotation, cellular component: cytoplasm; nucleus. Gene Ontology annotation, biological process: circadian regulation of gene expression; entrainment of circadian clock by photoperiod; negative regulation of transcription by RNA polymerase II. NCBI's taxonomy places the organism in Eukaryota, Metazoa, Chordata, Actinopteri, Gymnotiformes, Gymnotidae. Gene Ontology annotation, molecular function: transcription cis-regulatory region binding; transcription corepressor binding. The record is from RefSeq and is a predicted model, not a curated record.
GCCGAAAAAAACGUGCUAAAUGUGACAUUGGUUUUCUCGACUCGCAUCUACAAAGUCAGAAGCUAUACUGGAUUAUAGCAGGGCGAUUUAUUAAAUGGAUUGCAUAGCAACAUGUCUGUUUUCUAUAAGUUCCGAUUAAUAUUCGCAGCUAAGCGAUAUGAGCUUGCCAGUCGACUCGCUUCACCAUUCAGUACGACAACCAGAACGUUGAUGUCUAUAUAAGGUGCGCAUAGCAUUUCCAAAAUUAACAAAGGCUAUAGAACUUGAAGAGAAGCUGCAAGUCAUUGAAAACUUCACUGACUAAUUGGCAAGUGUGAUGAGUGUCUCCUGUGAUUGGUGCUUGAUCGUGGUGACACUGUGAUUAUUUUGAAUGGUACCCAAGCCAGCAACACCCCGUCUGACGCAGUUUGACGAGCUUUAUUAUGUGUGAUGCUAACUUGGAAAUCCCUGUCAGCAACGUGGUUCAAAGAGGACGGAAAGUAGCUGUGGAGGUCCAAGCGAGAGCGCGUGGCACUGGCGCCUUCAGGUUGAUUGACAGGUCUGUAGCCCAUUGGGAGCAGAGCUCCUCCCCCGUGGACAAAAGCUCCAGGCUGGCGCAGCCAUCCCACUCGUACGACACAGAUGCCAACUCCAGCGGCAAUGACUCUGCUGAGCGAGAGUGUUGCGAUCACGUGGGACAGGAGACCUCCACCUGCAGCUCACACAAUGGGAAAGACUCAGCCAUGGAGACCACAGAGAGCAAGAGCUCCCAUAGUCACUCUCUGGCCAGCAGCUCGGCCGCCUACAGCCUGCUGAGCGGUGGCUCCGAGCGGGACCAGCCGUCCACCAGCGGCUGCAGCAGCGAGCGGCCCGCCCGGUCGCAGACGCAGAAGGAGCUGCUCCGGGCUCUGCGCGAGCUGAAGGUGCGCAUGCCCCCCGACCAGUGGGCCAAGGACCGCUCCAGCACGUUGGCCUCGCUGCAGUACGCCCUGAAGUGCAUCAAACAAGUGCGGGCCAAUCAGGAGUAUUAUCACCAGUGGAGCAUCGAGGAGAACCAAGGCUGCUGCCUGGACCUGUCCGCGUUCACCAUCGAAGAGCUGGACAACAUUACCUCCGAGUAUACGCUGCGGAACGCGGAUACGUUCUCCGUGGCGAUAUCCUUCCUCUCAGGGAAGGUGGCGUACAUCUCCCCUCAGGUGUCGUCUCUGCUGUGCUGUAAGCCAGAGAAGCUGCAGGGGGCACUGUUCUCUGAGCUGCUGGCUCCUCAGGACGUCAGGACCUUCUACAGCGGCACGGCCCCCUGCCGCCUGCCCCGCUGGACCCCCUGCACCCGUGCUGUCUCGACGGUGGAACGCGCCCCGGAGAAGCCCGUGUUCUGCCGCCUCAGCGGGGGACGGGGGAGUGGCGGCGAGGCGAAGUACCGCCCGUUCCGCCUCACCCCGUACCAGCUGAGCCUGCGCGACUCGGACACGUCCCAGCCUGAGCCGUGCUGCCUGCUCAUCGCCGAGAGAGUACACUCCGGCUACGAAGCACCCCGUAUCCCAGCCGACAAAAGGGUCUUCACUACCAGCCACACCCCGGGUUGCCUGUUCCAGGAGGUCGACGAGAGGGCCGUGCCAUUGCUGGGGUAUCUACCUCAGGACUUGAUCGGGAACCCUUUGCUCAUGUACCUGCAUCCAGAGGACAGGUCCCUCAUGGUGGACAUUCACAAGAAAAUCCUUCAGUAUGCAGGUCAGCCCUUUGACCACUCACCCCUGCGCAUGUGUGCACGAAGCGGUGAGUACCUGACUGUGGACACCAGCUGGUCUUCCUUCAUCAACCCCUGGAGUAGGAAGGUGUCCUUCAUCAUGGGACGCCACAAAGUACGAACGACUCCCUUGAACGAGGACGUGUUCACGGCAGUGGCUGAGGGUGCGGUGAGGACCAUGUCCCCGGAGGUGGCCCAGCUCAGUGAGCAGAUCCACCGGCUCCUGGCGCCACCCGUCCAUGGCUGCUGCGCCCUGGCCUACAGCAGUGUGGGCAGCAUUGGCUCCCAGGAGCGCCAGGCCAGUGGCCCCGACUCCAGUGAUGGAAACGCUGUCCCCGCCAGGGAACCCCCGAACACUGGCAGGGUGACAUGCGAGGAUGUGCACAUGGAACAGAGCAGCCAUCAGCCGGUGCCCACAGCCUCCCGCAACAGGGCCCUACCCUGCAAAACCACCUGCUCAGGAGAUAUGAUGAAGCCUGCUGGUGCAGAGAGCACUUCCAGAGAGAGCCAGCAGGUGGCAGCCCUUGGCCCCAAAUCACAGGUUUCCACAGAGCUACCAGGAAAAGGGCUUCCUGUCCCCUACUCGUACCAGCAGAUCAACUGCCUGGACAGCAUAAUCCGGUACCUGGAGAGCUGCAACGUUCCCAACACGGUGAAGAGGAAGUGUGGCUCCUCCUCCUACACCACCUCCUCCACCUCUGAUGAGGCCAAACACAGAAAAUCAGCUGGAGCAGGUGAAGACAUAGUGAACACCCUGGAGGUGGCAGAGGUGUCGAAGGUCAUCCCCAUGGAGUCCACUCACUCUCUGACUCCCCUGGCUCUGCAUUGCAAGGCAGAGAGUGUGGUGUCCGUCACGUCCCAGUGUAGUUUCAGCAGUACCAUUGUCCAUGUCGGGGACAAAAAGCCCCCAGAGCCGGACAUUCUGAUGACGGAGGAGUCCUUGAGCCCCCCUGCGCCUCCUGCUGCUGCUCCCCAAAACUGCACCACAUCGAUGCCUGCGCGGGUGGCCCCACAGCCGGCCAGCUGUCCCGGCGCGUCACCUACGGAGACGGAGGGUAGGAGAGGCGGGGGCGGGGUUCCCCGGUUGGGCCUCACCAAGGAGGUGCUGACCAAUCACACUGAGCGGGAGGAGCAGACCUUCCUCAGUCGGUUCUCAGACCUGAGCCGGCUGUGUGUGACCCAGCCCAGCACACCUCCUCGCAGGCACACAGCCGUGCCCAGGGUCAAAGGUAUUCGGAGCACCCAUGACAACCCAGUAGGUGGUGGUAGUGGGCGGCGGCGGGGCAGAAGAGGUAAAAGAAUCAAGCACCAGUCCGAGGGCCCCUUCCCCAACACCCAGUCGCUGCCCACACCGGGGGCAGAGGGGCCCGGCGCCUCAAACUCCACCUUCCCCUGGGCCAGUCCCACCAUCUCUCAGGCUCACGGACCACCCAUCCCAACUCCUUACCCUCCAGGAUGUCUACCCUUCUACCCCCUUUUCCCUCCUUUCCCUGCCCCCCCGGUGGACGCCGACCCCAGGAUGGAGACGGGCAGCCUGGGCUCCCCGACAGGCCCCAGGUUCCCCACGCAGGCCUCCCCAAUCCUGCCUGCCACGGCCGCUCGCCCGGUGCUGGCGUUCAUCCUGCCCGGCUGCGUGCUUCCGCAGCUCACUGCGUACGUGCAGCCGCACGGGCAGGACAGAGCCGAGCCCGCCCGACUCAGCCGGCUGCCGGCCCACUUCGGCCCCGCGGUGGGUCAGGCGGCCCCAGACGCCCUCCCGUUCCACCCCGGCACGGGGCAGUUCUGCCCGCUAGCCUCCCAGCUCAGUCCUGCUCCUGCUCAGCUAGCCAUGCCGCUGCAGUUCUGCAACCCCAGCGUUAUGACCCAAAACGGAGCUCCCGAAGCCCCAAACCCUGCUACAGCCAUCUCUGCCCCGCCCCCUCGUGGCCCCUCCCACUCCAGCUCUCCUCCAUCCACCAGUCAGCUGGUGGAACAUGAGGGGGCGGGGUCUCCUCUUUUCAACUCCCGAUGUUCCUCACCUCUGAACCUGCUACAGCUCGAGGAGUUCCCAAGUAACCGCAAUGAUGUCACACAGCUGACCCCGCCCCCAGGGGGAUGUCUCACACAAGGGGUACAGACUUCUGUGACUUGCAGCAGCUCCAAGGAUAAUACCGAUGUCAACGAGUCCAACCAGGACGCCAUGUCCACCUCGAGCGACCUGUUGGAUCUGCUGCUUCAUGAGGACUCACGCUCCGGCGCAAGUUCAGCUGCCUCCGGCGUGGACUCCUCGGGCUCCAACGGCUGCAGCGUGGCGGGAAGCCACGGGCCAAGCUAUGGAAGUAGUAACACCAGCAAGUACUUUGGGAGUGUGGAGUCAUCGGAGAAUGACCAAGGACACAAAGUGGCCUCGGGCGACUCAGGAGAGGAGCACUUCAUGAAGAACGUCCUCCAGGACCCCGUCUGGCUCAUCAUGGCCAACACGGACGAGAAAGUGAUGAUGACAUACCAACUGCCGAGCAGGGACAGAGACGCAGUCCUGCGGGAGGACAGGGAGGCUCUGAGGCGCACGCGCCUCCAGCAGCCGCACUUCACGGACGAGCAGUGCCGAGAGUUGAGUGAAGUCCACCCCUGGUUACAGAACGGCUUCCUCCCCUCUGCCGUCAGCAUCUCGUCCUGCAGAGGGUGCGGCUCCCCUACAGAGGCUGCGCCACCCCCACCCCCACCCCCACCCCCACCCUUUGACCUCGAGCUCGCUGAGAUGGAUCUCUCCGGAGAUCUACGGGAGCAGGGCGGCCCCCUGACGGGACCAGUGGCCAGCGCCGUCGUCCCGGACGGCGAGCGGUAUGCGGAGACGAAGCGGAGGCAAGGUGAGGACAGCAAAGCUGGAUCCAGCCGUCCGCACAAAGCAUCCUGGGAUGCCGAGACCACUUCCUCGGGGGAGCUGCGCUGUAGAGAGUCGUGACGGGCUCGGGGACGCAGCCUGUGCUGCACGCACAACACUGCUGUUUCGCUUGCUUGAACUGCAGUAAAUGAAAUAAUUGCACUGCAUUCUCUAGGAAGACAGAAAAAUAGCAAAAAAAAAAUGGCUUACUUUGAGGAAGGAAUGUUUAUGUUAAGUUUUCUUUUCAAAAGUCACUUUCUUUUUUUGUGCAAUUUGCAUGUUUGGUCAUGUGUUUUAUUAUAAUAAUUGCAAGUACCAAAGACCUGGUUUACUGUUCAAAAUAAGCAUAUCUUAGUUGAAAUGAAAUUAUGCAAGAACGUAUGAACUGUGUGUGCCUGAUCUAGGUAAAGUCCGGUCAAACACAAGUGGAUUUGCUGAAGAGCUUGCCAAUGUGUACAUACGGGACAGUCCUGUUUGACAGGGCGCUUCCAUAAAGAUCAGAACACUGCUUGAUCGCUGAGACAUGCUGACCAAAGCCCGCAUUAGUGCGUUCAUUCUGCUCCAGUUUUUGCACAUUGUAUUAUUUUUGUAUCUCUCUUACAUUAUUGUGAUAUUUGUGUACUUGUUUUUUGACAAAAGAAGACAAACCAAACUAAAAACCUCCAAUUUGUGAGGAGCUGACCUGCCCGUUCCUAUGGUAACGCAGCUAUCUUAUUGGAGACGCGUUUGAACUUGUCUCUACGUACAGGGAAAACCAAACAGAACCCAGCGUGCCUGAGAUUCAGAGCGGCUUCCAAAGAGUUUAUUUCCUUCUCAGGGUGUGUUUGCUGGGGACCUUGUCAAGCUUGCCUCACUAAGCAUUCGGUUUACUUUACAGGCGUAAUAUUUAGGAGUUUUUUGCACCACAUCUCUUCCAUUUGCCAGUGGCAUGCAUGCAAAUCAGUGUUUCAAUAAAGCUGCACUGCAAAGGAUUUCUCAUUGAUUUUUCAGUAAUAAAAGACUUAUGAAAGGAAA